GAGUUUUUCGACGAAUGCUGUCCGCUUGCUGUUCACUGCAAAAAGUGUAAUUUUUGUAAUAAAACACCCACGAUUUGGCCUAAAAACGGAGUCAAACGUUGCAUUGCUUGCAUAUUCAACAUUUGCGAUAGUUAACUAUACGGCGCGUGUGUUUUCCGGUGGUGAAAAGUGCAUUUUUGCGAAACGCUAAGCCUGGCUCGACAUUGGUUUUUGGUGUGUGUCAAAGGCGUGCGGUAGCCGGUGCAGAGGGUGUGCAGUAGUGGUUCUGCAACAACAGCAGCAAGAUUCGUGGUUAGGUUCUGGAAGCAAAUACAGAACAUCAUCUCGGUUUGUGUUUCGCAAAUUGCGUUGACAGCUGCUGAUGUUUUGAUCUUGGACUGUUUUUAGGUGUAUCGGAUCAGGACAAAAUGAAGCGUAAAGCAGGAAACGAUUUGACCACUCAAACCCUGCUGGAUUUUGACUUGGGGGAGAGCUCAUCGGAUUCUGACUUCAGAAUCGAAGAUCAUGAUGAUGAUAGCGACGACUUUUCUGCUGGGAGCAAAGAUGAAGAUGCUGGAGAUGAUGAUGGUGAUGACGAUGACGAUGAGGACGGUGAUGAUGAUGAAGCGGGAAGUGAAGAGGAUGAUGAGGAUGGAACUGACAGUGGAACAACUGGAACAGGUUCGAAAGUCAGCGAGACGGUGAUUGCAGGUGCCGGUAAGGAGAAGCCCAUGAACCUAGAGCAGAUUAUAAGUAAAACCACGGAAGGUUUCGAUAAAGCAACAUUGAAGCUGCUAUCGACAGCAAUUUGUUGUGCGUGUUUGGGAGAUCGAAGCGACGAUCAAAACGAGAUUGUCGAGUGUGACGGUUGUGGCGUAACCGUACACGAAGGCUGUUAUGGUGUAAGCGAAAGUACCAGCAUCAGCAGUACAAUUUCUUCCUGCUCGACCGAGCCCUGGUUCUGUGAGGCAUGCAGAGCAGGUGUGUUCGAUCCAGAUUGCGAGUUAUGCCCCAACAAGGGUGGUAUUUUCAAGGAAACCGAUGUUGGAAAAUGGGUUCAUUUGGUAUGCGCUUUGUAUGUUCCUGGCGUUGCAUUCGGCGAAGUUGAUCAGCUUUCUUCAGUUACAUUAUUCGAAAUGCCGUAUAACAAAUGGGGAGCAAAAACAUGUAGUUUAUGUGACGACGCAAAGUUUUCCCGUACCGGCGUCUGUAUCGGUUGUGAUGCCGGCAUGUGUAAAACCUAUUUUCACGUUACUUGCGCCCAAUACGCUGGGCUAUUGUCAGAGGCUCAUUCUGAGGAGGCAGAUCAAGCAGAUCCUUUCUACGCUCACUGUAAAAUACAUUCGGACAAAACUCUAAUCAAACAUCGAAAACGAAAUUACAACGCAAUUAGAUUGAAGGCUCAACAUCGUAAGCUUGAACAUGAGGCCAAUAAGCUGGAGAAACCAUCACCGGAACAGGUUCGAAUAGAAAGAAAGUUGGCUAAGCACAGGAAAAAGUAUGUUUCUCAUAAAGAAACGAAAAAUCCUCCUUGGGUUCCCACGCAAAAAAUGCCUCGACUAUUAACUACCAGUGCAACAGCUUGCAAAAAGCUAUUGUUGAAGGCAGAGCUCAUGGGCAUCGACACAGCAGCGAUGGAGUUUCAGGAAGCUCAAAUGACUGCACUGGCUGACGUCCGCAAAAAGUGGCACAUUUCACCGGCUUUUAGUGUCGAGUUUAUAGGAUACUAUCUGGAUCGGACGGUUCGUUUGAAGGAAAUCAAAAAUAAUCUUCAAGAACAAGUUUUAACCAACAAAAAAUUGCUAGAUGAACAGCAACGACUGCGAGAAAAGUACGAUUCUUCAAUGAAACUGAAUCAAGAAGCGUUGAAUCAGAAUGAAGAGUUGAAAGAUGCGAUCAAAAAAUUGUACGACGAUAUUAAUGCUCUCUGUCCGAAUAAGGCACUGAUUCCGGUCGAGCAGAUUGGCAAACCUCCGUCGGUACCCCCGCUUCAAAAUCCCAGCGUCGUGAUCAAUACUCCUAGUUCAACUCCACCUGCAAGAACAAUUACCGUUCCAACGGCAGCAGCCCUUAAGAUGGGAGUAGGAUUUCCUUUACAAAAUCUCAUAGUCCCAGGGGACACCGGACGUAUCCUUAGCACUCAGUGUAAGCAGAACAGUGAAGAGCUUUUGAAUGAGUGCGGCAUCUGUAAGCGUUGCUCCGAUCAGCAUUUGCUGGCCAAAUGUGAUACCUGUCAUCUGUACUAUCAUCUCGGUUGUUUGAAUCCUCCUCUCACCAGACAUCCAAAAAAAUCCAAGCUCUACGGCUGGCAGUGCUCUGAGUGUGAUAAAUCAGAUGAUUCGGGUCCGGAGAAUGUGAUUCUACCGAAAGCCCCCCGCAAAUCCCGCACACGAUACAGCAAGGAUGGUAUUAUUGUUCCGUACGACAUGCCUUCGCCCGAGUUUGAAAGAUCUCCAGAAAUUAUAGUGAAGCGUCCCCGUAAAAGUUUUGGUAACAACACCAGCACGGAAAGUUUUGCCAAUGCGACAAUUACGAGUGCUUCCGUUCCCAACGGAAUCGAAACGAAAGAAGUUGUCUUAGAAAUCCCAAAACUUGACGCGGUGUUGGCAGAUAAACUGAGUACUAUUGAAACACCGUUGGAAACAACACCGAAAGGACCCACUCCUGCUAAAAGAGGACGCAAGAAGAAGCUUCCUGUGGCGCCGGUUGAAAGUAAAGAUCCACCGAAGGAAGCUGUUAAACAAGAAUCAUUGGAACAGGAGGUUGCUUCAGUUGACAGUAAGUCUGUGGGACCGAAGCCAGAAAAAAUGAAAGAAGAACCCACACCGGCAGCUCCUCCCGAUGAUACGAAAGCUAACGCAAAUGACAACAAGAAAGGGAAAAAGAAUGAAAAAGCAAAUUCUUCACCUGUUACAACUACGGCCACUACAGUGGUGAAUCUAAAACCCACUGUUUCCACUGCUUCUAUUGUAACGCUCCCGGAAACGAAAUCGGUCAUUUCAAUUAGUUCUAAAGAAACGAUUGCUUCUGCUACUGAGUCAGCCACAACCAUCACGACUAGUUCCACAGAUUCUAUUGCUACAGCGGAAGCAUCCACUUCAAAAAUAUCAUUGGAUAAUACGGAAGUUGCUGCGCCAACCGCGUCAACAUCAUCUCACAGAUCGUCGCAUAAACACAGCAAACGGAAAAAGGAGAAGCAUCGAGAGCGAUCACCUUACGAGGAUGGUUUUCCCUCAAAGGAACACAAACGGAAGCGGAAGCGAAAGAAUCACGAUAUGGAGAACCCUAAUGACACGAGCGGAACUAGCCACACCGCUCAUACCGUGCAUUCCGAUGAGAAUCGGCCACGCAUCAAGAUUAAAAUAAAAUCAGUCUUAGACGGUUCUAACACGCACACAAUAUUUUACGUGCCGAAUGAUAGCAUAGAACCACCCCGGCCGUCCACUAGUUGCGAAAGUGUAAUAACAAGUACGCCACUGAGUUCACCAUCCACGUCGACCCAGAAAGUACCGGUCAAACCCGAUUCGAUAAAAGCUACUGUCUCAGCUCCAUCGAUAGGAUCCCCUGCCGAGACUAUCAGUAGGUCUCAAUCAUCGUUGGGCGGUUCCACAUCGACUCCCACCAUUGGUUCCGAUACUAGUAUAGGUAAAAAGCUCAACGCUAGUAACAGUAAGCCACCAAUCGCUCCUUUGCGGGGUCGAGGUCGUCGUCUUAGCGUCGGUAGACCCAGCCGGCUCAGCAUUAAUACCUCUUCCGGUAAUAACACCUCAGGACCGUCGGCUGCUGCUUCAAGUAGUUCGAUGUGCGAUGUUUGUCGUACUCCAGGAACGCAGAAUAACAUUGUUCAGUGUGACGAAUGUUUCAAGAACUAUCACUUCGGUUGUCUGGAUCCACCAGUGAAGAAAUCACCCAAACGUCGAGGCUACUCGUGGCACUGUGCUGAUUGUGAUCCAACGGACACGGAAAACAACUGAGAUUACGAGUGCCGGCGAAACACUGCGAUCCCCAGCAGUGUUAUCAGUUGUAUAUGCAAAAUGUACUGAUCAGGACAGGUUUUUCCUAUCUCUCAUCCGAUCAAAGGAUCAGACAAAAUAAGUAUUUUUUUUAUUUUGAAUUGUAAUAAACACCUUCUAGUUGAUAAAAACUCUAUGUAAAAUAAAAAUCCAGUGAUUUGAAACUCACUAUAAUGAUUAAAA
This is a messenger RNA of Topomyia yanbarensis, 4175 nucleotides long. RefSeq names its product PHD finger protein 14. Gene Ontology annotation, biological process: regulation of transcription by RNA polymerase II. The record is from RefSeq and is a predicted model, not a curated record. Bases 408 to 3953 code for a protein of 1181 amino acids. NCBI's taxonomy places the organism in Eukaryota, Metazoa, Arthropoda, Insecta, Diptera, Culicidae. The transcript is spliced from 6 exons.